Messenger RNA from Apis dorsata (giant honeybee), 934 nucleotides. Its product is annotated as transcription elongation factor 1 homolog. Lineage: Eukaryota; Metazoa; Arthropoda; Insecta; Hymenoptera; Apidae. Gene Ontology annotation, biological process: transcription elongation by RNA polymerase II. Gene Ontology annotation, cellular component: transcription elongation factor complex. The coding region runs from base 200 to 448 and encodes 82 amino acids. The transcript has 2 exons. The record is from RefSeq and is a predicted model, not a curated record. Gene Ontology annotation, molecular function: RNA polymerase II complex binding.
CCCCCAUAAUUCCCCCACUCUUUAUUAUUUUUGCCUCGCAACUGAGAAUUUCAGUCAACGUUGAAGCUUGUAUUCGCUUGUACACGACGGCUUUAUAGCAUAAAUAAUAUCAAAACUUGAUAUAAUCUUAGUAUAAGUCAGUGUAUGUUAAAUAUGAAAAACAUUUAAUAAAAAAUAUUUAUUUUAUAUUUUUUAUAUAAUGGGUCGAAGAAAAAGUAAAAGAAAACCACCAAGUAAAAAAAAAGCAAUUCAACCAUUAGACACGCAAUUUAAUUGUCCAUUUUGUAAUCAUGAAAAAUCAUGUGAGGUUAAGAUGGAUAAAUCAAGAAACACAGCAAGAAUUACAUGUAGAGUUUGUUUAGAAGAUUUUCAAACAACAAUUAAUUUACUUUCAGAACCUUUAGAUGUAUACAAUGAUUGGAUUGAUGCAUGUGAAAGUGCAAAUUGAAGAUUAUUGUUUUGAUGUUUGAUUCAAAUUUAUUAUUAGAUUAUUAUAUACUAAUAGACUUAUUUAUUUCUUCGUUUUACUAAAUUGUAAACACUUUAUAAUAUAAUGAAUAUUAAAUUGUACACGACACAUAAGUAAGAACUUUACUAUAUAUAUAUAUAUUUUAUAUAUUAAUGAAAAGAUAUUUAUAAUUUUGUAAAUUUAAUAUUUUAUUAGUUCAAAAUAAUACAACUUUAUAUAUGUCUUAUUACAAUAUAGAUAUCGUAGAUUAUUAAUUUUAAUUGUAUGAUAUUCAUAUAAUUAUAUAUAUUAGUUUUUUAUAUUAUUCAAAUCAUUAUAAAAAAAUAACAAAAAUAUUAAAAAAUAUAAUUAUAAUAACCUAUUCAUAUGUAAGAAAAAAAUAUGUAAUAUUUUUUAGUAAAUGUUUUUAUCAUACAAAUUAUGUUAUUGUAAAUUAAUAAUGAAAAAAAUAAAUCUUUAUUAUAA